AUGGGAUCCAACAAUAUAACAUAUUUGAACCCAAGAACUGUGACUCUGAUUGGAAUCCCUGGACUAGAGCACGUGCAAUUUUGGAUUGGAUUUCCCUUCUUUGCUGUGUGCAUGGUGGCUCUACUUGGAAAUAUCCUCUUGCUAAUCAUUAUUCCUACAGAACGCAGUCUUCACCAACCCAUGUAUAUAUUCCUGGCAGUAUUGGCAGUUACUGAUUUAGGUCUUUGUCUAGCUAUUGCUCCUAAAAUGUUGGCCAUCUUCUGGUUCGGGUCCUAUUUCAUGGCCUUCGAUGCCUGCUUAACCCAACUUUUCUUCAUUCAUGCUCUGCAGGGCAUGGAAUCUGGUAUUCUGUUGGCUAUGGCCUUUGAUCGUUAUGUUGCCAUCUGUAAUCCUUUGCGUCACUCCUCCAUCCUCACACCUUUCUUUCUAGUUAAAUUGAUACUGAUAGUUGCAAUUCGGGCAACAGUGCUUGUUGGGAUUUUACCUUUUCUACUCAAACGACUGCAUCUUUUCCGCUCUGUUGUUAUUGUCCAUUCUUACUGUGAGCACAUGGCUGUAGUGAAGUUGGCUGCAGAAGAUGUUCGCAUUAACAAAUCAUUUGGACUCUUUGUAGCUUUUUCUAUCCUAGGUUUUGACAUGAUCUUUAUUUUUGUUUCCUACUUUUUGAUUUUUAAAGCUGUUUUUAGACUUCCCCAGAAGGAGGCACGGCUUAAAGCAUUCAACACUUGCACUGCCCACAUUGUAGUCUUCCUAGAAUUUUACAUAUUGGCAUUCUUUUCAUUCUUCAGUCACCGGUUUGGCCAUGUAUCACCCUAUACCCAUAUUCUUCUGUCUACUAUAUACCUGCUUGUUCCCCCUGCACUUAACCCCAUUGUUUAUGGUGUGAAGACCAAGGAGAUACGUAAGCAGGUUGCUCAGAUUUUUAUUCUGAAAUCUGACACCCACCAGUGA
Molecule: messenger RNA, 951 nt
Organism: Suncus etruscus (white-toothed pygmy shrew)
Lineage: Eukaryota; Metazoa; Chordata; Mammalia; Eulipotyphla; Soricidae
Product: olfactory receptor 52A1-like
Exons: 1
Coding region: 1-951 (316 amino acids)
Biological process (GO): G protein-coupled receptor signaling pathway
Cellular component (GO): membrane
Molecular function (GO): olfactory receptor activity; G protein-coupled receptor activity
Source: RefSeq, a predicted model, not a curated record